CGAGCGCGCACACAACAUAGAAAUGCAAACGCUUUGGUGGGAAAAACCUUCAACAACUUUUGCAUCGUUCGAGGAGCUUUGCAAGUAGCGACAACAACUGAACAAUUAGUUGAUACAAAGACAGCAAGAUGAGUUCCAACACACUUGUCACUAAGCCAGAGCAGAGACCAGACUCCAUAGAUGACAUUCUUUCCACCCUGAAGAGAUAUGAUGCUUCUGUUAUCAAGGAUCUGGAAGAUUAUCUCCAGGACCAGUAUGAGAAGGGAUAUUCCGACGUCAAUGCCAACCUGGCGCUGCUGAAGCUGUACGAGCUGAGCGAAGAAACAUCCACAUUGAGAGAGGAGGCCACCAUCAAGAUCCUGAUCAAGGGGCUGACCAAGUUUGCAGACGAGGACUUCACGCUGUACUUGCACUUGCUGCCGGGAUACACGCUGUCCACACAGUCCGAAUACGCCUCCAAGAUCCAGAGCAUCGUGUCUCUGUACGAGCUGCUCAUCUCCAGUAAAUACACUGACUUCGUCGCUAAGAACCAGGAGCUCGGCAACGUUGUGAACGGCAAGAACCUCGAGAUCAUCGAGCAGACACACAACAAGACCGACACAGCAAAGUUCAUUGUCAACGAGGCUCCUUCAGAGACCGUCUCUGCAGGAAGACUCUACAAAGUCGUUGGUCAGUUGAUCUGAUUCACUCCGAAGGUGUGAGUCCAACAGCUGGGCUGAAACCACUGAGCUCAACUGUUGUGACCUCAACAUGCCGAUUGCAACCACCUCCACCUCCACCACGCCAAUGUAUACUAUAAAUGGUACGCCGAGAAUGAUAAAACC
This is a messenger RNA of Williopsis jadinii, 824 nucleotides long. Its product is annotated as ARM repeat-containing protein. The record is from RefSeq and is a predicted model, not a curated record. Gene Ontology annotation, biological process: regulation of translational initiation. The transcript has a single exon. Gene Ontology annotation, molecular function: translation initiation factor activity; ribosome binding. NCBI's taxonomy places the organism in Eukaryota, Fungi, Ascomycota, Saccharomycetes, Phaffomycetales, Wickerhamomycetaceae. Bases 129 to 683 code for a protein of 184 amino acids. Gene Ontology annotation, cellular component: cytoplasm; eukaryotic translation initiation factor 3 complex.